AUGGACCUCUCCAUCGUCGGCACCACCACUAUGGAUCAGGACAACCACAUGGCUCAGGACGAAGAUAGCCACAUGUCCCAAAACCACACAUCUUUCAGCAAUGAGGGUUGGGCUGACAUGAACUCAUACAAUCACCAAACUACCAUGUCGGACUACGGCGCCUUCGCUUUCAUGCCGACUGUUCCCCAUGGUUUGCCAUCCGAGUCGAUCGGCAGAAUGGCUCCUCCUCCAGCUCCAGCCCAGCCAAUACAGCCCCAACAUCAACAAUCUCAUUCACAACUACCAAUGCUCAUGAUACCAUCUCAGCCGACAUGGCCUAGCAUGUUAACAAAUCCCAACAGCUACUCGGCACCACCUUUGGGUAUGGCACCAGUGGUUGCCCCUGCACCGUCCAGGGCGACGAGACUUGCCAACGGCCCACAGCCACAGCAGAGAAGGGUUUUGACCGAUGAUGACAGGAAGAAAAUGUGUCAAUACGCUGCUGAGCAUCCUAAUGUGAAGCAAACCGACAUUGGUGCCAUGUUUGGAGUUGAACGAAGUACCGUCUCCAAGGUCCUCCGGAACAAGGAGAAAUAUCUGAAUCCAGAGGCGGAUAGAAGCCAGUCUCCCGCCGGCAGGCGUCACGCUAAAGGAAAGUUUCCUGACAUUGACCGCGGUGUUACCGCAUGGUACAGAAAACAAGUCCAAGCCGGUGUGAGCCCAAGUGAUGAAGAGAUACUCGAACAGGCUAGGCACUUCUCCAGGACUACCAACGGUGGCAGUGAAGCCAGUCAAACAAAAUCAAUCAACGCCACGUGGUUGGAAAGAUUCAAGCAGAGAAACAUCCUGGUUGGGGGGAAACUUUCACGUAGGGCAUCGGAGACAAACAUCACAAAUCAUGCGAAGCUUUCAGGUUCUCCUUCUUUAGCAUCCGGCAUCUCUCCGGCAUCUCCAACAGGUCAGCAGUCUCCUUUAUCUGCGGAUAGAAGCGAUGAGGACGCUGUCCAUGGGCUGGGUUUCGUGAGCUACGGAGACGGCUCAGCCUACAAACACUCCAACUCCCAGAGCACAACUUCCCUUAACAGCGCAUUGACUGAUGCAGGGAACUCAUCCUUCUCCGGAAGCGCCUUGAGUCCUACUGGAACGUUUACCUUUUCUCCUGAUCCUAACGCUGGAGCGUUUCUUCCUCCCGACACUUCCCGUCAGAUGCAUGGAGGAGCAGCUACAAACUUCCAAAGGCCCAGAAGUCAGACGUUCCCAACUCUUGAUGUGGAGUCCAUGUAUCAGGCCGUCACAACAGAACCCAUGACCCCCAAAUAUCAUCCUGCGGCGACGGCACCGUCUUCUGCACUGGAAUCGCCGAUUUACGAAAUGACCGCACCGCACUUCGCUUUGGAUACUGCCCUGGCAUCCUCUCCACACCUGCACCACAGUAGCAGCAACAGCAGUAUUGCUGGUCGAUCAGCAACGACGCCAGCGGGCUCCUCACCGACGUCCCCUACUCAGGAGGAUGCUCGGAAGGCGGCGGACACGUUGCUCAGUUUUAUCCAGAGCACGGCUGCGAGUGGCCUUGUAGACCAGAAAGAUUAUCAAGUAAUGCUCAAGUUAACCGAGAAGCUUCGUGUGCAUCAACAGCAAAUUACCAAAUCCGUGGGCGGCUUGGAUAGAAUACCUGAAGGCGAUACGGAGACGUUGCCGCAUCACCCGCUUCAACUGUCUUUUGAAUCCAAGUCUGAGGCAGUUUUGACCCAAUGA
Molecule: messenger RNA, 1734 nt
Organism: Colletotrichum truncatum
Lineage: Eukaryota; Fungi; Ascomycota; Sordariomycetes; Glomerellales; Glomerellaceae
Product: centromere binding protein b
Molecular function (GO): DNA binding
Source: RefSeq, a predicted model, not a curated record